ACACACACACACACACACACAAACACAUACAUAUACACACUGACACGAACGACUACAAACAGGUCUUUGGGAAACGAAUCACAGACGGAGAUCCCUUUCACUGCACUCUAAGAUGGACGGGAGCGAGGACGAGUGUGUGCGCUUUUUACAAUAUGUAGAGGACAUUGGCUUGAGGGCCUACGACGAGCUGGUGAUCCAGAAUGCGUCAGACAUCGCACGCGAGAGCGACCGGGUGCGCAACCGCCAGCACUGGGCAUACCUCCAGGACCAGAGCCAGAAGAAAAGACGGCAGGAGGAAGCCAUCAAGAGGAUGGGCGAGGAGGUGGCCGGGGUGGCAGACGGAGGGGCUUACGCGGGUAAACACUUCCGCAUGGGCUUCAUGACGAUGCCAGCUCCCCAGGACCGGCUUGCGGCGCCCAGCGGGCCGGGAUUCACAGUACGCUCCCAGUCUCUGCACUCAGUGGGAGGCAGCGAGGAUGAAGGUGGCAGCCCGACUUUACGUAAACAACCCCCGCCUAAACCCAAACGAGACCCCAGCACUAAACUGAGCACCUCGUCUGAGACGGUCAACACCACUCUCACUACAGGCAAGGAAACGAGGGAGGUGGAUAAAAGUGAUGCAUCCAAGAGUCGUCCAUGCAGUGAGGAGUAUCGUCGCAUGCCUCCGCCCAAACCGAAGCGCAACCCCAACACUCAGCUCAGCACUUCUUUUGAUGAGUCUUACAUUCAAAACCAUGGCACCAAAUUUAAGUCCGCUUCAUUGCCACGACGACAGAAGAAAAAGUCAAUGUCGCAGAAUCAAAGCCCUGCCUUGGACACUGAUGAAGAAGCAGAGCCAGUCUACAUAGAGAUGGUGGGAAACAUCCUACGUGACUUUAGCCAGUUUACUGGAAGUAAUGCUGAUGAAGAGGACGACCAGGGAGAGAGUGUGUAUGAGGAGAUGAAAUAUCCCGCUUAUGAAGAUGCGGCCCUUUCAACUGAGCCUGUUCAGGCACGCUGGGAGCCAGGCCUAGCUCCUGCAGUUUCUGAUAUAGACUUAACACGAUCAUCAGUACCUCGUGGAUCAAUUUGCGACAUACCUGCCCCCUUUCCUAACUUACUGACUCACAGACCUCCCCUGUUGGUGUUCCCCCCUGCACCUGCUCAGUGCUCCCCAAAUUCAGAUGAAUCUCCCCUUACUCCUCUAGACGUCACUAAACUUCCUAUGAUAGAGAACGUUGGCUAUAAUAAACCUGGUUCUUCCCCAACAACUAGCGAUCCUGGGCAACCCUUCCCGCCCCAGCAGUCCAUGGGGCAACACCACCAUCACCAUCAUCACCAUCAUCAUCAUCAUCAUAAGAAGAAGUCAUUAGAUAGUAAAGAAUCUUCAUCCACCUAUACAAUUACAGUGUCUGGACGUUCCUCGGCUCCACCGCUGCCAUCAGCACUAUACAAAAGUGGUGGUUCUUCAGCUGCUCAUGGUUACCCUCGCAGCCACUCUGCAUGCCCAUCCCCUAUUAGCAUGGGUCGCUCUUUGACUCCCCUCACCCUCAAACGUCCUCCGCCAUAUGACGCUGUGCUGACAGGCACGAUACCCCGUAGUGCCUCUGGAGUGUCGCACAGUUCCCAUGAGAGCGGACGUCUUUCAAACUCCUCUAGCGUCCAUGGUGGAUCCAUGCAAAAUGUUUCCACUGCAUCAGGGGGAUCAGGGGGGUCUAGUUCAGGCUCAGGGGGACGUGGAUGUCGAACACCAACUAGUCCACUGGAUGAGCUCAGCAACUUGUUUUCCUCUAGCAAGAACAUGCUGAGAAAAGGCUCUGGAGGGCGCAAGAACAAGGAGUUCAAUGAGAUUGAAGUGAAGACCAGAACCUACAGCAUCGACAGUAAAGAACGAGCUCUUCGUAGCUCCUCCCCAAAAGUGCAGGAUUGGGACACGCCCUCAGGACAAUCCGCCACGCCCACUCGUCUAGGCCGCUCCUCCAUCAGCCCGACCACCAUGCUGGGCAGUGGAGCCUCAGAACCGAAAGCUGCCUGUAAGCUCGGGCGUUCCGCCUCCACAUCAGGAGUGCCCUCACCAGUAGGAACGCCCCAGAGACACGCCCCCGAAUCCUCAGCCAAUCAGAGCGGAAGCCCAAGCCAGAUGCCCCCAGUGCCCCCAUGGGCAUGCGGGGACCACACCAUGAUGGAGAUGAUCGAGAAGAAACGGCACCUUUGCAAGGAGAUCAAGGCACGGCAGAAACCAGACAAGGCCCUGUGCAAACAAGACAGCAUGCCCAUCCUGCCCAGCUGGAAAAAGACCAACGGGGCCAAAAAAUACGGCCCUCCACCCUACUCAGCCCAAACCACCGUCUUCUGGGACACAGCUAUUUAACCCGGUUGAGGUAACGUGGUAGACGAGUAAUAAUCACUGUUCAGGCCCGCCAGUCUAUAGGCAGCGGAACAGCGGAUGAGGAGGGGGUGUGGCCAAACCAUGGCUGUUUAGCCAAUAGGAAGCAAAAGGGAAUUUAUUUGAAAUUCUGUAGCAAAUUUACUUAAAUCUGAAGCGUUCGGAUUUAAGUGUCCUUGGUUUCUUAUCACUGUUUGUAUUUCAUAUUUUUAUAUAUAUAUACAGUAUAUGAAAAAAAGGAAAGUGUGAACCGAUGCUUGGUCAUUCCAGAUUUUCUAAAAAAGAGAAAGAGCGAGAGUAAACAAUUAGCCAUGCGAUGAUAUGCAUCCCCUUAAAGAUGGUAUUUUUUGUUCUUUACUUGCUAUUUUUUUCCCGUUUUUCUAUGUUUCUAUGUUGCAUCAACGCUUAUCAGUGUUGAAAAAAAAAUCUAUAGCUUAAAAUAUAUAUGUUAGAAUUUAAUAUGUGAGAAUUUUUAUAUUGGUGUUAAAAGAAUGUCAGAGAGUAAUUUGCUUUGUUCUGUUUUGAAUUGAUUUUUUUUUAAUCAUAUAAGGAUUUAACAGAAGCACUAUUUUGUGAAAAGGAAUCUAUUUUGGACAUCUUAAGCCUGGUGUUGUGAUUGAGAUGGUGGAUUGUCGUCGAGGUCUCGUCGUGUGUCCUUGCGGUGCUGAUCUUACUUCAAAUCAAACUCAACCACUUUAAAGCCUGAUAUCUCUGGUGCUGUUCGACUCUUUUCUUGAGUUUUUCCGCCCAUAAGGACUACAACCGACUCGAUCGAAAACAUAGUGACAAGUGCUGUGAUUAUUUUAAGAGGACGUAGAGGGGGAAGACAAUGCUAGCCUGUGAGCAUGCUAACUGUAUCAACCCUUUAAGUUACUGUAUGUCAGGCAAUACCACAAAGAUUUCCAUAGUUCUGAAGAAAACGAAAACACUUUCUAUGAAGCCUGUAGUCUUUGAAGCCCUGCAUGAUCAAUGACAUUUCCAUUUCUUAUGCUCUUGUUUUGGUUUUAUGUUUGGUUUGAUGUUUAGUGGUUAAUUACCGUACUGUGUUCUCCUGUUCUGUCUUCGUCCCCUAAUUAUUUGAUCUAUUUAUCCAUUUUUUUGGGGGGUCAAAAAUCUUGCCUUGUUUUUGUGCUUUACUGAUUUUUUUUAUUAUUAUUCCUGUGUUUUGCCUGUUAAAUUUUUUUUCUUAUUAUGGCUCGUUCGGUAACCUUUUCUGCUUAUUAACCAGCACAAGGAACACUGACUAACCCUAAUUAAACACACUGAAUAUACACACACACUUGUGUCCUAUAGGUUACACCAUGUUAUAUUACAAAAAGGUUAGCACUCUCGUCUUGCACCUUAAGAGCUGCUGGUACUCCGAGGGUUUCCUCCCUAAGAUCCAAAGACAUAUGCUGUAGCCUGGUUGGCGUUUACAAGUGCAUGCUUAUGCCAUACGAUGGGUCGCCACUUCUAUGAACCCAUAUGGCAACGUUUCCUGGGAUAGCCUCCUGACACUAUACAGUACAUGAUGGAUGGAAUCACAUUAUCACAAUAAUCACAUUAAUAAUCACAGAAAUUCAUUUAAAUUGAUAGAUAACGUAUCUUAAUGAGCCUUCAAGAGUAUUGAGAAGGUUUUAAUCCUAAACAUUGUUUCAAAGCACUUUAAUGAACCCCAUCCAAGUUGGUUACUCCAGUUAUCAUAGAAG
Molecule: messenger RNA, 4053 nt
Organism: Clarias gariepinus (North African catfish)
Lineage: Eukaryota; Metazoa; Chordata; Actinopteri; Siluriformes; Clariidae
Gene: nyap2a
Product: neuronal tyrosine-phosphorylated phosphoinositide-3-kinase adaptor 2a
Exons: 7
Coding region: 113-2350 (745 amino acids)
Biological process (GO): neuron projection morphogenesis; phosphatidylinositol 3-kinase/protein kinase B signal transduction
Source: RefSeq, a predicted model, not a curated record